UAAUGGCUUCUCAUCUGAUAGCACGCGAAUACCGAUUGAUUACCGCUCACCGCAAGGUUGCAAGUCUUUUUGCAGCUAGAAAAGCAAAAUUUGUGUUUCAAGACUUGGGUUGUCCGCAUAGAAUAUUGAGACAAUGUAUUUCAGAUGUACCGGACUGGAAUCAUCGACGGAUAGUGAAAAGAUUGCCCAUACCUCCAACAAUCGGUGGUUCUUUCAUAGGAGUUCACGAGCAAAAUCUUGCUACAACCCUUUCAGAGUGUGGAUUUGGAGCUGAAAUUAGUGUACGCGAUAAUUACAUAUAUAUAUCUGCCACUGAUGCUGAAGUGUUAAAGGAUACAAUCGAAAAAGUGUCACACAAAGUCAAGUUUCUUACAGAUCAAUCUCUGUCAAGUUUAAGAGUCUACGAAGUGCAAACAGACGAUGAUAGAUUUAUUCACGAUACGAUAACUAGGUUUGUCAUCGGAAAACAGGGACAUAAUUUGAGAAGAAUAUUGUCAGAAUUUGUACCCGAGCGCAUUGUUACGACUGAAGGCUGGAAAACUGGCUUUUUACAAGUGUAUGAUGAGUCUGACAUAGUGAACAAAGCAAUAGAAAAGGAAGUGGAAAACGUUAAGUUUCACAUCAGGAGGAGGCUAUUUUACACAGAAGUGUCCACCGAUGAUAAUCCUGGAAUGCACAAUCUGAUUUGUAGUGAAAUCACUGAUAAGGAAGGAGACCCAAUAAGAAUACAUUGUAAUAAGGCACAAUUGUAUAUAAAAAAAACUGGGGUUAUUGUUGUCUCUGGGUUUGAUCUAGAAAUGGUGAAGGCUGCAGUGGAAAUGACAACACAGGAAGUCACAAGAAUCAAAGAGGAAAUGGCCGACUUUUUCACAGAAAAGGUGUUGAUGGGGAACGAAACAGAUAUGUAUCCAAUGUUCUAUAGAAAGUUUAUUGGAAGAGAAGGGGAGAACAUCGAGAGAUUUAGGUCAGAGUUUGGAGACCGCUUACAUAUACAUUUUGAUGAUGUUGAGGGUAUAUAUGUUAGUGGGGCAGAUGCUGAAGAUGUGAAGAAUGCAGCAGAAAUGAUAGCACAGGAAUUCAAAGAGUUUAAAACAAUGUUGGACUCUAGCUUCACAGGAAAGGUGUUAACUGAUGAGGAGAGGAGGUUUCAUCGAAUGAUUUGUGGAAGGAUCUUCGGAAGAGCACAGAAAGUGGAAUAUAUUUUGGCAGAGGCUGAAAUGGAUUUAGUUGUGAAAAAGGAUAUAGAAGGAUUUAUACAGGUGUAUGGGUCUGAUGCUGAAGUGGUGGAGGAAAUAACAGAAGAGAUGACACGCGAAGUCCAAAACUUCCGAAAUGGAAUGGGACUAGGUUUCACUGAAAAGGUGUUGACCAACGAUGAUGCUGUCGUUCAUGGUAAGAUUUGUGGACAAAUCCUGGAAAGCGAGCGAGAACACCUCAACAGACUUAUUUCUGAGACAGCAAACUGUGUUAGAUUGCUUACCAAGGAAGUCGGGGUCAUACAUGUAUAUGGAGAUGAUGCUCAAGUGGUGAAGAACACAGUGGAGAGGAUAACACAAGAAGUUGAAAAAGUAACAUUGAUAAUUGGACCGGAUUGAAAAAGUAACAUUAUUAAUUAGACCGGCAUGAAAAAAUUAGAUUGAUAAUUAGACCUGAGUGAAAAAGUUGGAUUGAUAAUUGAUCCCGAGUGAAAAAGUAACAUUAAUAAUAAGACCCGAGUGAAAAAGUUGGAUUGAUAAUUAGACCUGAGUGAAAAAGUAACAUUGAUAAUUAGACCCGAGUGAAAAAGUUAAGAUUGAUAAUUAGACCUGAGUGAAAAAGUAACAAUAAUAAUUAGACCCGAAUGAAAAAAUUAGAUUGAUAAUUAGACCUAACCCCUCAUUUCUGAGGAAGAAUACGAAAGUUACAGAUUUUGUAUUAAUGAAAGCAUAAGUGUAUAGUACCUUCAAGUUGUUUAUUUCAUAUGCAUGCAAAGUACUAUUUGAAUGUACUGGAUAUCUAUAUGUAUUUACGUAGCCGACCUCUCCACAAACUUUCACAUAUUAUAGACCAUA
This is a messenger RNA of Mizuhopecten yessoensis (Yesso scallop), 2051 nucleotides long. RefSeq lists its product as uncharacterized. The record is from RefSeq and is a predicted model, not a curated record. Bases 3 to 1595 code for a protein of 530 amino acids. The transcript has 2 exons. Gene Ontology annotation, molecular function: RNA binding. Lineage: Eukaryota; Metazoa; Mollusca; Bivalvia; Pectinida; Pectinidae.